This is a messenger RNA of Penicillium soppii, 444 nucleotides long. RefSeq lists its product as uncharacterized. Lineage: Eukaryota; Fungi; Ascomycota; Eurotiomycetes; Eurotiales; Aspergillaceae. The coding region runs from base 1 to 444 and encodes 147 amino acids. The record is from RefSeq and is a predicted model, not a curated record. The transcript has a single exon.
AUGUCAGGGUGGAGCAGCAUACACACCUACUUUGCUCCGCAACUAAACCCAAUUCAACCUCUAUUCGCGGAGUGGAUAAAGAAGAUAUUCUGGUUCUUGAUCCCCAAACCCAGCAAAACUCAAUCAGCAACCGAUUAUGAAUCGAUUGAGAAUAUGAUCGACAAGACAAUCAACACCGCAUUCCAGAGGCAUCUUGAGGAGUGCUUGACACUCAACACCCCGACCAACACCUCAUUCCGGGAGCAGCUCACCCAAUUGAUUCACAAUCGAUUGGACACAAUCGAUGAAGCUAGAUCAACGGAUGAUCCCACCCACCACAAUGAUCUCAUUCUCAUCGCGAAAAUACUCACCGACAUGGUAAAAUGCUUGGAAUCGAUUCAGAAUCAGUUGCGCAGCAUCAAUGCCCUGGUGAACGAGUCGGAAUCGAAAUCUUCAACCAUUUGA